UACACAUAAACAACUAAAUUGACUCUAUAGAACAUAUAAAAACUCUUUGACAUUUGUGAUUUGAAGAUUCUACAGAUUAUAAAAUGAAUCUAAGGAAAUAUAUAAAGUUUAAAGUGCGUACAGUGAUAGCAAUGCUACAAUCGGUAAAAAUGAAAGUUUUCAUUAUAACUGUGUUAUUAGUUGUAUAUUUUAUUAUGUUUUUCGUUGUGCUGGAAUUUUGGUAUUCAACAAAAAUUGGGCAAGUGGAAGGCAGUUUGAAUUUGGAACACGUUACCGUCCACAUUGAUAUGAAGGGAUCACCUCCGAAGUUGACAUACUUGAAAUCAUUACUGCCUGAGUUACAAGAGUUAGGUGUGACUGGACUUCUGUUAGAGUAUGAAGAUAUGUUUCCAUACGAAGGAAGACUGGUGAACAUAAGUGCUACUAAUUGUUAUGAAAAAACUGAGCUAUACGACUUUGUUUCAUUUGCUACUCAAUUAGGGCUUGAAGUGAUACCAUUGGUUCAGACAUUUGGUCACAUGGAACACGUAUUAAAACUGGCAGAAUUUAAACAUUUGAGGGAAGUGCCGCUGUACCCAGACUCCAUUUGUCCAAGCAAGGCAGAAACUCAUGGUCUAAUCAAGGAUAUGUUGGAACAGGUUAUGAUAUUCCACAAUGAAAUAACACCUCUGAAGCAUUUCCACAUUGGAUGUGAUGAGGUAUUUCAAAUAAACAAAUGCCACUUAUGUACUCGAAGAGGGCUCAGAGAUACGGAAAUAUUCGUUUCGCAUUUAAAAGCUGUAACGGAUAUUGUUAAAGCAGCUAGUCCAAACACAACCAUAUUGAUUUGGGAUGACAGUUUAAAAAACAUUCCACUGUAUAAAUGGGAAUCAUUUGUACAAGAUAUCGACGUCGAACCAGUAUGCUGGGACUAUGGAACAAGUGUAUCAGUGUCUCAUGUAAACCUGAUGAAGUAUCAUGAGAAAUUUGGAAAUAUAUGGGUGGCUUCAGCUUUUAAAGGCGCCGAUGGUCGAAGUGCCUCAUUUCCAGAUAUUAGAAGGCGAUUACAUAAUCAUUAUAGUUGGUUGACGAAUAUUUAUAACUAUAAAUUUGGAAGUGAAAACAUGGUGUAUAAAUUUAAAGGUAUAAUACUCACUGGUUGGUCGAGAUACAGCCAUUUUGAUCCCCCUUGUGAACUUUUACCCGUGUCUAUACCCAGUUUAUUCUUUAACUUGAUACUUAUCAAACAUUUUAAAACAUAUGGCCAAUUUUUCAACAACGAGUCAACGAGUCUAAGCACGUAUAUUUCUACAUAUUUUAAAGAUGAAUUUAUGUCUACCCUCAAAUGCAGUGACGUGGUCAAUCUCGACUUCAUUGAUGGUCAACAGUGCCUUUAUAAUGGACAUGAAUUGUUCACCAAUUUGAAACAUCUUGAAAUUAUAUCAUCUGAAAUAUAUUCAAAUUUGAAUGAUGAAACAAAUGAUUUAGCUUCGAUUGCGUUUUAUACUAAAACCUUUAAUGUUAAUAUGAACAAGCUAAAGGAUAAUAUUCAAUUUUGUAACGAUACUCUCAAAGAGUUAUGGCAUAUAGAAGUUAAUUUAAGACGUAAACUUAAGAUGUAUUAUGGAGAAUGGUUUGUUAAUGAGUAUGUUGAUUACAAAAUGUAUAAUUUGGUAACUAAGAUACAAGAGCUGUUAACACACCUGAAGGAAAUGAUGAAAGUUCGUUCAUGGGGUAGGAGGCCUUACAGAUGACUUAUGGUAGUAAUUAUAAUAUAGUAUUUAAGGUUUCUAGCUUAGAUUAAGGAUUGGUCUCCGCUGAGCCGAGCCAGUCUCGAACAA
Leptidea sinapis is the source of this 1820-nucleotide messenger RNA. RefSeq names its product hexosaminidase D-like. Gene Ontology annotation, molecular function: hexosaminidase activity. The record is from RefSeq and is a predicted model, not a curated record. Gene Ontology annotation, biological process: carbohydrate metabolic process. The coding region runs from base 84 to 1733 and encodes 549 amino acids. Lineage: Eukaryota; Metazoa; Arthropoda; Insecta; Lepidoptera; Pieridae. The transcript is spliced from 4 exons.